UAGCUUAAAGGGUUUGGGCCCUGAGUACAGUCUCAUGUCACGCCCUCUCCUCUGCACGUUCCCACAAGUUUGUUAACCAAUAAUUUAAAUUUCAAAACCAUUUAAUGAACUUCAAUUCACGUUACAAUACAUUAGUUUCUAUUGUCUCUCCCUCCCUUUUAAUUUUAUUUAACUUUCUCAGAUUGCUUUAAACCCUUUGACUAAGUAAUAGAGGAUGUGCCAGUUGAUGGAAGAGACAUAAAUGCCUACAAUUCAACCUGUUCAUGAAGAAAAUUCGAUUUCGACUCUUUGGUCCGGCUGCGAAUGUUGGUGAUUCUUAUAGCCGAGUGAGCUGUCUAUGUCGGACACUUGUUUCUAAUGUAAGAUGCUGGGAUGUAGAUGGCAAUAACGUCGUUUCGUACUUUGAAGUUCUAUCCGUGAGGCUUUCCAUGGGUUGCAAGGUUCAAAACUAAUCCACGUGUUUUUAAACAUAAAUGUAUAUCACAUUUCAUAUUGAUUUAGUUGAAGAAGAAAACAUCUUUCAUUAUGAGUACUUCUUUGGCAGAACAGCUGAAGAAGCUAGCAGUACCACAGACUUCUCUUCUGAUUCAGGGCAAAACAAGACCUUCGCUGUUAUUUGAUCCUAGAGAGGCAGCUAAGUUUGAUAGGGAAACCAUUUAUGAAAUAGGUGUUAGUGGUCUUGACGAGCUGGUAAAAUUGAAUCCGAGGUUUGAGGAGUUUUAUAGAAAUUUAUUUGAUCUGUCAUCUCGGUCCUUUGAGAGAGCAGUGGAAGACAAGAAGGCUAACAAAAUUCUGAAUAAACUCAUUCGUAGAUUUUUACUCUUACUGUCACCAUAUUUUCUUCUUAAAGCAUCACAUAAAGCAUUGGAAUGGCUGGUGAACAGGUUUCACAUUGAAUCAUUCAACGUUGAUGACUUAAUGAGCCUGAUACUCCCCUAUCAUGGUACACGCAUAUUUGUGCGUGUACUACAGAUGAUUGAUGUAUCAGAUGCCAGCAACAGAUGGCACUGGCUGCACCCUUUGCAAGGUCCUGGUGUUCCGUUGUCAAAAACUGCACUACUCAAUCGAUGUGCAACUGAUGCAUCUUUCCUUCACUUUGUUUGCAAGAUGACUUCAGAUACCAUCAAGGAAUACAAGAAUCGGAGUGAAGCACUUUCCACUCUCUUGGCUUUCCACUGUACCACGAUAGUCGGAGGACUUGAACAUGUGAACCGAGUGAACGAACUUCAGAUGACACACAUACUGAAGUCCCUGCUUGAAGGCUUGACGUCACCCAUACUGGAUUAUGUAGCGGGUUCUUACACAAUUGUCGCGCAGCUAACACGCCGCACCCAGCUGUCACGCCACAUAUUCUGUGGGAUUGUUCACAAGAUUGCUGAGUGCAGCCAACCUAAGCUUCGGUCACAGUGUGUGCUCCUGUUGGUGCUGCUGUACCAGACUCGGUGCUCCGAGCAGUUGCCGUCCGUGUCGCCGCGCACCGUGGAACGCCUGGCACACCACCGUUGGUUCCCAGUCAUUCUAGGAGAGUUACGGGAUGCUGGCAUACAUAUUACGCCGUUUGUCGUGCCUCUCCUUCGCGGCGCUCUGUCAGCUGUUCAGUCCAAAGCAGAUGACAGGACAGAUCUGUGCAACUUUGCUGAGCAGCUGGUCGAGAAGGUCUCGGACGAGAACAUGGCUGAGCUUCUGAUUCAAACCACCAUAGAAACUUUUGAUGUGGACGGCCUUACUGCAUCCGGGAUAGGAAACUCGGAAGAUGAUAAAAAUGUUGAGAUUGGAAUUGAUGAUGCAGAAGAGGUGAUUUCUUGGUAUGCUGGUUUCCUGAAGUCUCUGGAGCGCCAGCAUGCGAAGUCAUAUGAUGCUGUGAUUCGCAAGGCUCUGAGUAACAACAGCGAUUCAUCAAAACAGGCAAAGGCAGCGAGAACUCUGCUGGGCGUGACGAGGGGAGGCGCCGUUCCUCUUGGUGGCACAGAUUUGUUUGAAAGAAUUCAUCACCCUAGCGCUUCAGUAAGAGCAGAAGCUGUUCAGUAUUUAGUUACAAACCACAGUUCUCUGCAGGAACGCUACAGGGAUCUGACCUGUACUGCGUUGACAGCCAGACUGAGGGAUGAUAGCGCAAAGGUUGUGAGAACGUCGCUUGCUUUUUCUACGGACACACUGGUCGAUUUGCUGGGAGCCGAAGCGGCGCUAGACGAGCUGAUAUCAUUGACCGUGCAGUAUUUUGACAAGUCUGGCAAGGACUGUUCGGAUGUCAUCCUCCUGCUGGUGAAGCACUUGUGCUCCGAUUUGCUUCAAGCUGACUCGGCACUCGCCGAGACCCGCAUCCUGCUAACGUUGCUUCCACUUCUUAUGCCUGUGAAGGAGAGGGAAGUAGACACCAUGAUAACACUCAUAAAACAAAAUUCCUUCAACAACAAAUGCAAUUUUUUGUCCGCGUUGAUAAAGGAAUUAAGUACUGCAGGCUCCGCAGGCAUGAUUACAAAUGUCUGCUCUGCAUUUCUCACCUGCCUGUCUGAAAACAGGGAGCUUCUUCCAGAUGUUGAACUUCUGUUAGAAGCUGCUGAGAAGUUUUAUCCAGCCAACAGGAAACCUGUUCAUAUAUUUUUGCUGCUCCUGUUGCUAGUUCCGUCUGCUUGUAAGAAACCCACGAUAGCCGUCAGCCAGCAGAUACUGGAUGUGGCUGUGUCAUAUGUUAACAAAUAUCAGGUGGCAAGGGUGAAAGGUAAUGUGGCACUAAUGGAUGGCAGUGUGAUGGCUAAUUGCAUAACAGCCGCACGUGCCGGUCGUUUUCCACUGCUGGCCUUCUUGUACUCUGUGCUGCAACUGGUCCGACACUCGCCAUUUGCCAGUUUAAUCAAGUCUGAACAUGGGGGUUGGUGGGACCUGGAUCAUUGCAUCGAGACAAGGAAAGACGGCGACCUGGCACUCAGUUUUGCUGUCAGAGUGGUGGAGAUUUUAAUCACUGGGUGUGGAGUUGGUCACAAACAUAUCCGCAUGCAGUACGCCAUGUGCCUCAAGGAGUUCUUCCAGGUGUAUUUCCCAGCCAUGGCUUCACAGGUGAAGUUUCUGUGCAAUAUUGUUGCGUAUCAUGGAGGUGAACAUGUGGCAGUUGACUGGGCUGAACUGAGGUUGCGCUGCCUGCGUCUUGUGGCCGCUCUCUUAAAACAGUCUGAUGAUUCCAUCAGCUGGGCUCUGCACCUUGAGGAACCAAUUGUUCCAGCUUUAAUGGUUGCAGCAGCAUCCCCUGUCACGCCUAUACGUCACGUCGCUCUGGACUGCUUGUCCGUAUUGUCAUCCUCUAUGGGUGCUGGUCUGGAUUCUCAUACCUACUUACCAUUGCUGGAGGGAGUAAAGGACAGGCGCGAAGAGAUUAUGCUAGAUGCGGAUCAGCUCUCACUGGUGAUGUACACACUGCUAUCCCCAGAUCCUGCAGUCCAGAGCCUUUUGAAACCAUCGCAACAACCGCAGCUAGCUGCUGCAUUGAAUGCUCUGCUGACCGGUAUUACCUCGACCGAGACACCGUUGUAUGUCGCUGUGGGACUUCUGGAUUUGCUGGUUGCUGUCAACUCACAGGAAAUUUUCUGUCGACUUCUUCCUCUUGGACGUCGCGUUCUGUCCGGAGGCCAAGAGUCAGACGGGCGGUUGGAUUCUGAUUCAUCGGCCGUCUUCCGUAACAUUGUUCAAAGGCUGACGUGUGGCACGGCUGCCUGUUUGGAACGUUCAGACUGUUGGGAGUUUGUGCAAACUGCUAUCAGGGAUUGGAAGACAGUGUUGCAGGAUGCAGGUGGGAAGACUUGCCCUGCUAUUCUGAUGAUGCAGCAGAUCUCGCGCGAACUGUUUGAGGCAUUGGACGAGUCGCUUCAGCAGCAGUUACUGUCCCAGUUAGUGUUUGCUGCAAGUGAUUCUGAGCUACCAGAAGUGGCAUCGGCGGCAGGACGAGUUGCGAAGAAGAUUGUCCUCGAUUCCAAAUUAGUUGCAGAACAACUGCAGAAAAUGAACAGUGCUGAAGUUAUACAGCGACCAAAUUCUACACCAGGCGGAAUGGUUUUUCGUUCCAGAAGGAAUGUAAACCAAGCACCGUCACCUGAACUGCUUGAAACGGAAGAGUGGCGUCACGGCGUCACUUUGCUUGAGUGGGUGCAGUCCAAGAAAAAGUUGCAGUCAACUCGUCUGUUGCUGGCACCACUGUUUUCUAUACUCAACAAGUGUUUGCAGUUUGAUGAUCAGCCCCCAGUGGAAUACUCCAAACAGCUGGUACUCUCCUGUCUGCUCCACUGCUGUAAGAAACUCUCGCCAGAUAUCACCCCUGUCGACACAUUGAACCAAGUUGUCAAUGUGGAGGCUGUGGUACAGUGCAUCCGUGCCUCUCAGAACCCACAGACUCAUCAUCAUGCAUUACUCCUGUUGGCUCACAUCGCUGGCAUGUUGCCUGAGCAAGUGUUGCACAAUAUUAUGGCCAUUUUCACAUUUAUGGGAUCGUCUAUUCUACGUCAAGAUGAUGCAUACAGUUUUCAGGUUAUAUCCAAGAUUGUGGACACCAUAAUUCCCAUACUUGUUAAGGCAAGUGAAGGCGUGGUGGAGAACAGUGCAGAUGUGGACAGCGCUGUGUGCUCAGUUCUGCGUGUGUUUGCGGACACCGUGCUGGAUAUCCCGGAGCACAGGCGACUCCUUCUGUUUUGUAAGAUUCUCACUACCCUCGGUCCAGAGCGUUCUCUGUGGUUGUUCCUGUGCUUGGUGUUGGAGGAACACGUGACUCGCGGCCAACAAGAGUCGACGCCCGCAGGCAGAAAGGAUCGGGCAGAGCUGCCUCAGAGACUGGAAUUUGCUCUCAAUCUCGCCAGAAGUUUCACGCCGUUCACUGUCAUUGUCACAUGUAUAAAAAUGGUGAAAUAUAUUCGGUCUCUACCUGUAGAAAAAGACGAAUCCAACAAGCUCGGCAGUCUGCAGAAAUCAACGUCAUCAACAUUGGCCCUCAAGUUAGUGCCAGGUCUGUUCAGCGUGGAGAUUCACACUGCCAAACAGUUGCGCCACUUCAGGUUUACCAUCGGCACAUAUUUAUCAUCACUCCUGUCGUCAUCUCCAUUUCUGAACCAGGUUGCAGCGUUGAGUGACGAGGUCACUCGCGAGCUGGAACCCGUGUACAAGGACUUAAUUGAAAACUUGCUACUGUACAUACAGUCUGUGCAUCAGAUACACGAGUUGCAGCCUGUCAAAUACUGGGGUGUCAUGCUUGGGCUAGCCUAUGAUAUUUUGGACAAGGUAAAUGUUUUGCUUCCGAGCUCAAUGUUUCUGUCAGUCGUCAGAGGCCUGCUCGAUCAUAAGUUGCCAACAGUUCGUCGCAAGGCCAUGGAGCUCCUAAAUACGCGAUUACAACACCAAGGUUCUCUCUUCUCGUCUGGUAACCGCGAGGGACUUUUCUCACUACUGACACCAUUAAUGGCUCUGAUGGGCGGCACUGGGGAUGUCGCUGUCAGACCUGAUCUGGAUACUAAUCAGCAGGUUGCCAUGAUAUCCGUCAAGCUCCUGGCUCGAUAUCUUGCUCCCGAAAAUCCAUCACAUUUCAAGGAGAUUCUGGUACGAGUGACAGGACUGAUCCAGUCGGAGGCAGUCCAGAAGAACCUUCUUGCAUCAGCUGUGUUGUGCAUAGCAGAACUUGUCUCUGCUCUGAGGGCCCAUGCUAUCGGCAGUCUUAACCAGUUUAUGCCGGCUCUCAUGAACGUCUUACAUGACCAGCAGGAGUUGGAAAGUCCGAACUUGGUUCUGCUGAGUGUCAUCACAGCCACCCUGAAGAUUGUGGAAAGCUUGUCACAGUUCCUUAGUCCUUACCUGGACAAGUUGUUGCUUGAGGUUUCCUCUCAAUCGGCCAAGUGGCAGGACAACGUAGACGACUCCAAAGUCACCCCAGUGUUACAUAAGCUGAAAGCAAUCAGACAGAAGAUAUCCGGUACAGUUCCCGUCCGAGUGCUGACCCCGGCUGUCGGCCGCUGUUACUCCUGCCUUCUUGCACAGGGGCAGUAUGCAGCCCUGGGCCCCCUGCUGUCUAUUUUAGCAGAUAGUUUUUCCACACUGAGCAGUUCAGAAUUCACACAAUUGAUGAUGGAACUCACAGCCUUCUUUAUGUCAGCUCUGCAGUUCCGAGCAGAUUGUUCCACCGGGGACGCUGAUACACGUGUGUCACAUGAUGAUAUUGCACAAGCUGAGGGCCAUGUAGUAAAUGCUCUUGUUGCUCUGAUACUCAAACUUUCUGAGUCAACAUUCCGCCCGCUUUAUUACACUUUGUUUCACUGGGCCACCAGUUCCGAUGCACAUAAAGAUCGUGUCAUAACAUUUUACAGGCUGUCCAGCAGUAUUGCAGAAUGUCUGAAGGGACUAUUUGUGCUGUUUGCUGGACGACUGGUGCAGAAUGCCUCGUCACUGCUGGAUCAUGCCAAUGUCUGCAAGUCGAGCGAGAGCGAAGAUGAAGGGCGAGCAUAUGACGAAACAUCAGCCCAGCUGUUGCUGCAGUACGUGCUGCAGACGCUGUACAGGAUAUUCCAGCAUGACAGUGGCCAGGGGUUUGUUAAUAAAGAGCGUUUUGAUGUACUGAUGCAGCCGCUUGUCGACCAGCUGGAGAAUACGCUGGGAGGCGUCGAGGCUCUGCAGUCCCGGGUGUCAUCAUUGCUUACGCCUUGCAUAUCUCAAUUUGCUGUUGCUGUGGCUGACGAUGCCUUGUGGAAACAACUCAAUUACCAGAUUCUGCUCAAGACUCGUCACAACCUAAAACAGGUUCGCCUUGCUGCCCUGGAGGUACUGUGUGAGAUGGCCCGCAAACUUGGCGAAGACUUCCUUCCACUUUUGCCAGAAACUGUCCCAUUUCUGGCUGAACUACUUGAGGACGAGGAAGAGGCAGUGGAGUCUGCUUGCCAGAAGGCAGUCCAGGAGUUGGAGGAGAUUCUUGGUGAACCUCUCAAGAAGUAUUUCUGAUCUAAUGGUUGAAGCCGUUGGUACAUUCCUUUGGUUAAACAACUCAAACUAGUAAUGGGGUAUGAAUACCUCGAGGCAGUCACAGUUUUUAGAACAUGAAAAUACUGGGUUGGCCCGUACUGCGCUGCCACCCAUGAAGUCUGAGGAACCUGGACAUGUUGCGCACAAACUGUUGACUGGUGAAAACCAAUGAAGAUGGCGGACAUUAAGUUUGGGAUUUGAUUUAUUGCCGUGCAGGAGGCAUUCGUGAUGGCGUGUUUGGCGAUAAAGGAGUGAAACAUCUUCACUGUGAGUACCGUCAUAAAGUAAGAAAUCAAAUGUAUCUGAUGCUGGGGUUACCACUAUUGACUGAGGGAGGUUUGUCCGACAUUCCUGAAUUGACAACCGACAGGUAUUGAAUGUGCUGUAUGAUUUUGACUCUUAAUAUGUGAAUAUAAGAACGUGACUAAAACACA
Molecule: messenger RNA, 7415 nt
Organism: Zootermopsis nevadensis
Lineage: Eukaryota; Metazoa; Arthropoda; Insecta; Blattodea; Termopsidae
Product: HEAT repeat containing 1 homolog l(2)k09022
Biological process (GO): maturation of SSU-rRNA from tricistronic rRNA transcript (SSU-rRNA, 5.8S rRNA, LSU-rRNA); positive regulation of transcription by RNA polymerase I
Cellular component (GO): 90S preribosome; small-subunit processome; t-UTP complex
Molecular function (GO): snoRNA binding
Source: RefSeq, a predicted model, not a curated record